Molecule: messenger RNA, 7806 nt
Organism: Achroia grisella
Lineage: Eukaryota; Metazoa; Arthropoda; Insecta; Lepidoptera; Pyralidae
Gene: osp
Product: protein outspread
Exons: 18
Coding region: 365-6163 (1932 amino acids)
Biological process (GO): actin filament organization
Cellular component (GO): actin cytoskeleton
Molecular function (GO): actin filament binding
Source: RefSeq, a predicted model, not a curated record
UGUAAGAUGGACGAAUGGUCGUGUCGUUACGUACUCGCGAACUCCGCGUGUUCGAUGUAAUAUCGAUGUUUAUUGUUUUAAAAUUUUGACGUGAAAACGAAUAUUGAUAUUUCGAUUGUUCGACUACUUCGGUGUUCGGUUGCCGAAGUAGAUGUGUGUUAGUGCAUGUGUUUUUUAGACGAAGUUAACGCUCACUUCACUAGCAGUGAUUUUGCUGAUACCUCACCGGUGGGUGCGCGCGUGAUAAACUACGUGUUCGAUUUUUGAAAAAGGCGAUUAUCGUCUAGUGUGGGUGUUUUAUAGUACCACCAUGCUGUGUACGGUGACAUAGUGAACGUUGACUUGACCCUGACCUCUGUCAAACAUGUCUGGGCGAUCGGAUUGCAGGAAAUUUGCACCAAACAUCUUCAAUAAGAGCAAGUGCACCAAUUGCUUCCGACAGAAGGAGGAGCACAGUGCCGAAGCCUUGGAAUCUAAUCGGGCGAGUCGGAAGGUGUCCAAAUGCGGAUACCUAUUCGUGGCACCAGGCUGGGACUUCUCCAAUCCUCUCUACAGAACAAAGAGAUGGCAACGGAGAUGGUUCGUCCUAUACGACGAUGGAGAGCUCACCUACUCAUUGGACGAACAUCCGGACACAGUCCCUCAAGCCAGCGUGGACAUGACAACGGUCCUCGAGGUGAGCGAAGCAGACACCGUGACUGGUCAUCCGCACAGCUUGGCCAUCACUGCACCAGAACGCGUCACCUUCGUGAAGGGCACCUGCAGGGAGGAGGCCAGGUGGUGGUCUGAUGUACUGAGCGUAUACCCGAGGAGUAAGGGUCGCCAUAAGCGCAACGCUACGUUUCCUGGAGGGCAGACAGGGAGUUUACUGCAGUCAUCGACAGCUAGAAAAUACUCUGCAGAUGCGUCAACACUACGCGACGUGGCGGACGGCUGUGGGGCAGCCAGGCCGAGGUACUGCUCUGGCGGGACCACGACCUGGCCUGGACCGCGGGUCCAACCACCUCAGCCAGAGAUCCCGAGCUUGGCGGCGCCCACACCAAUCGACACCAAAGUAUACACAGACCAACCUGUAUCAUCAGCAUCUCCGCCGACCAGAGAUAAAAUCAACGGGGAAGAGAAGGCGAGAUCGAGACGGCGGGACACGUGGCCAGAACCUAACACUACUCCAUCUACUGAAGAAGCUGUCGGUGUGAGAUCUCCCUUACUGCAGCAUCAGCCCUACGACGAGCAACUCCGAGACAUCGCAGCCUCUCUAACGCGUCCACGAUCUCGCCGCGCGUUGCCUCCCACCCUGGAGAGACCGACGAGACUACCACCACCUGACCGUCUGCCGCCACGUGGUACUCCAGAUGGAGCCGUACCACCAGAAGAAGCAAGUUCGAGCUCGUCAAGUGAGGGUAGCGAACCCGCGGAUGUUGUAGAAACUACAGAAGGAGGAGAACAUAGAGUGGAACUACCCGCCGAAAGACUGCUGCAUGCGAGAGCUGGCUGGUUACAGCGGAGAGGGCCCGGAGGAUGGUCGCGCCACUGGUUCGUGUUGAGAGGAGCAGCUCUGCUUUACUUCAGAGAUCCCCAUGCAGAACAUCGAGGACUAAUGGACGGUGUUAUAGAUCUUAGUGGCGUAGAAAGAGUUGUUGAACUACCAACGACAGCAUCCACAGGAUAUGCUUUUGAAACCAAGACGUGGGACGGAAAACACAUAGUACUAUCCGCUGUGACAGCUGGCAUUCGGGCCAACUGGGUAUCUGCGAUUCGUAGGACAGCCGGCCUACCCGAUAGUGGGUCUCUAUCGUUGAUACUACGCGAAGAUACUAUUGAUCAAGCUUCAGAAUCAUCGACAUCACCGGUUACACCAGUGACGCCAAUUACCGGAAAAUCGGCUCCAUUCUCAUCAGAUGAAGAAUACAGAACAGCUUCUGAAGGUGGUCGUCGAGACAGUGCCGACUGGGGUGAUGUUGCGCCGCAACCACCUCCAUCGCCUAUUCUAAAUCGUACUCCAAUAUCAAAAGUCAAAGAUAAGGUACGUGCUAGAACUAGUAAUUCGAUUACAAGAUCAGAUAGUAAGGGAGAAAGGGAUGAAAUAGAUGCUACCAAAGAAAAAGAGCGUUCAUCAGAGGAAAUUGAUGACAACGAGAAGCCGAAUGAACCACGGAAACGCAGCUACAUAUCAACUAUCGAUAAACAAUCCAUUGAAAUCGACGACUUACGAAAACAACUUCAAGUAGCUCUAAAUGAUGUUAAUUCUGCAGAAUCAGAACUUGCUCGAUUACGAAAGCUUAAAUCUGAUGCUACUCUAAGAGAGAGAAAAAUGGAAGAACUGGUAAUAACUCUCCAAAAGAAAGAAGAGGAAUUAUCAAUAAGAACGAAAGAAGCUGAAAGUCUGGACACUAUAAAGCAACUUUACAACCAAGAUAAAACUAUGUGGGAGACAAAGCUAACAGAAACACAAAACUUUUUGAAAGAAUCGACAGAGCACUGUGAAUUAUUGACUCGACAGUUAACAUCGGCACAAGAUACUAUUAAACAACUCCAAUCAGAACUGAAUGACCUUAGCGAUAAACUACUGAAAAGUGUUAAGGAUAACGACAAUUUAUAUGAGAGAAUUCGAGAUUUAGAAGGACGAGUGGUAGUUGAGUCCCCGACCAAAGAAAAAAGAAAGAGCAUAAGUUCUCUCAGCGAGCUCAGUAAUUUAAAUGAUGAAAUAAAUUUGGAAUCUUUAGAAAAGAACAAACUAAUAGAGGAGUAUGUUGAAUUACGGGGGCGGUUUAUGAAAGCCAUACAGGAAAUUAAAACAAUGAAAAAAGAACUUCGUGAUUCACAUAACAUGUAUGAUGAACUCGAAAUAACAAAUAUGAAGUUGAGGAAUGAAAUGAAACUGAGGGAACAAUGUACAAGGUCAGAAAUAGACCUAAUGGCUGCACGCAUAUUAGACCUUACGCAAAAAUUAACGGCAUCAGAUAAACAAGUGCGAACUUUGAAGUAUAAAAUACAGAAAUCAGAAUCCAGAGAAAAAAGACGUAGUUUAUCACUCAAGGGAAGAGAAUCGUUUACACUCGGAAAAGAGGUAGAAGAAAAAUUGACAGAACUGGAAAAUAAAAUCACUAUGUUAGAAUCUGGAGAACAAGUUCCCACCAUUAACUCACCUUCAAAAAGUAUGUCACCUGCCAAAGAUAGAACUAAAACAGAUACCUUAGCAGAAGAAAAACGAAUGAAAAGAUUAGCCGCUAGACUCAGAAGAAAAUCUUUGGACAGCGCUACCAGUUCAGAACCUAUGAAAAUGCUAGUACGUUUAAGUUCGCUAGAAACCAAAGUUGCAUCUGCAUUAGAAAAUCGUCGUGACCUCACGAAUUCGUGUGAAUCUCUGAGUCAAGCGACGAGAUCAAUUGAAAGUCCCAAUUUUAAUGAGAGUUUAGAAAAUUCUACUGUCGGUACACAGUCACAAAGGCAUCUUUUGGACAGGUUACAAAGUCUUGAAAGUGUAGUGAUACAUUCAAGAAAUAAGGUAAACGAAUGUUUAUGCCAAAUGAGCGCUAUGCGAGCAGCCAAAUCGAGGAGAUCUCCGUCCCCUAGUCUAGAGAAGAAAUACAGCAUUCGAUCAAUGGAAAAAUGUUUGUCUGAUGUCAGCAAAAGAUUGCAAGAGUGCUUUGAUAAAUGUGUCGUCGAUGGCGAUCAAAAUCAUGAACACGAAAUAAAUGACAGCGUAACACAAGUGGUCGUUCAGUUAGAGGAGCAGCUAAGAACUAAACUCCUAGAAAUGUCACAGAAAAAGGCAGCACUGUACGAAUCUGGCGAACUAACGCAACGACGAAGCUUGGAAAUUUUAGCAGAGAAGCUCGCAUAUGAGGCGGUUCUGGUCAGCAGAAUUCAGGAAGCCCUGGAGGCCUCCAACGGUAGCAGAUUCUUUGCUAGAUUAAUAAAGUCUGAAAUAACCGAAACUAGUCAAUUAAUCGAUAAUCUUAAGUGUAAGAUAAACGGCGACGGCCAUAAAAAUAUAGCUGGCACUAGGAGCUCGCUGGACUAUCUCGCUAGGAUACUAUCGCGAAAGAUCGACAUAAUGAACGGUACCAGGGAGUCGAGAGGGCUCAGGGAGUCCGAGCUGAUACUGCAGAGCGCGGACCUCGAGGCCCUCAAGGCGUCGCAGAAGGAAGUCGCCGAAGCCGUCGACAGGUACAAAACGGAAAAACUGGCGGAGCUGUGCUCGGCACUCGCGUGCGAGACGCUGAGCUACGCGGCCCCGAGCGACGCGGACUUCGAGCAGCAGCGCGCCAACGUGGAGGCGGCGCGGGUGCGUGAAGCGUGGGCGGCGGCGCGUGACGCGCUGGGCGCCUCGCUGGUGCAGGCCGAGGUGGCGCGAGCACUCGCCCGCGCCGCUUCCCUUUGCGAGCGACGGCUUGACGGAGCGCGCGCCGGACGCCUCACGCUCACUGCGCAGGACCGCGCCGACCUCGAGCUGUGGUGGCAGGCGGCGCACGACCACCUGCGCUGCGAGAUGGACGCCGCCGUGCGCGAUAUCGCCGCGCGCUACCGCGAGUGCCUCGCCGGCGACCGCCGCAAGGAGGGCUCGCCCGGCCUCGACAGCCGCGCGCUGCUGCACCAGCUCGCCGACGUGCUCGCGCAGAAGGCGUCUAUCGACGCGCGCAUCGCCGUAGUCGAGGGCACCUACCGCGCUUCGACACCGCGCGAAGCCGACGGCUCGCGUCGAUCCGCCGAGGACGCCAUCUCCUCGCUGGAAACGGACCCCGCUCAGGAGGCGGAGUUCGUCUACCUCUUCCAGCGCUUCUCCAACGAGUGCCGAGCGCUCUUCUCCAGUGACUGUUCGGGUAACAGUGAAGACUCGAUGAAGAUCGGCGAGAGCCUCGAGAUGGUGGAGGCGGCAGUGGCGGCGGUGCAGCGGCAGCUGGCGGGCGGCGCCGCGGAGGAGGAGGCGGCGGAGCCGGCGGCCGAGGCUCCGCCGCGGUCCGUGCUGGACCGUGUCGAGUCGCUGCGGCGGCGCGUGGAAGCUCUGCAAGCGCUGGUGCCCUGCCAGCACUGUAAGCAGCUACAGGACGCGCUGGACAGGCUCGGGGCGGAACGCGCGCGUGGUGAGUGCGCACUGGCGAGACAGGCAGGAGCACUGGCGGCGGCGAGACGUGCGCGCACGCAGCUACAGGCGCAGCACGAGCGAGAACGAGCCGCGCUUCGAGAGCGCGCGCGCACGCUACAGCGCCGCCUCGCCGCGCUCGACUCCGAGUACUCCGCGCAGCUCGACAACCUGCGCGCCGCCUACCAGAGUGCGGUGGCGGCGGACACUCACGGCGACGGUCUGCGCGCGCGCUACCAACAGGAGAUCGAGCAGCUGCGCGCACUCUGCGAGAAGGGGCUGCUGGCCAUGGAGAGCUCGCACCGCCGCAUCGUGCGCGAGAUGGAGGAGAAACACCGCGCCGAGCGGGAACAGCUGCGGCUGGACAAAGAGCAAGCGCUAGCGGAGGAGACACGUGCUACGUUGGCAGCGCUGGACGCGAUGCGGAAGGCGCACGAAAGCGAAGUUCGCCGCGAGGUGGACAAGUUCAAGACAGAGUUCCUCAGCCGGGGCGCGCACUGGACGCGAUGCGGAAGGCGCACGCCUUUCUCUUUUUCUCACAGGCAAGAAAUGGAAGAGAUAAAGCGCGAGAUCCUGUCUCUGUCCGAGAAGUACUCUGUUAAAUGCGUGGAGUCUGCGGCGCUGGAGGAGCGCCUCGCGACCGCCACCGCUCAGCUAGCACACGCGCACAACCAUAUCAUGCAGCUCGACGCCAGGAACAAACAACUGCGCGCACAUUUGAUAUCUGAAGCGAACGACUUGAAAAACAGCGAAGCGUCCACUCUCUCGCAACUCAUCGAGGACACUGCGCCGCAUGGGAGGGCGGAGGGCCCACUGUGGACGCACAUGCAGCACCUGGCGGAAGUGUGGCAGCGCAGCAUUCCUUCAGGGGAAAUCGUCGAGAUCGAGCCCGCUAUUGGAGGCUGCGAGGCCGUCGCGCCCGCCCAAGAUACAGUUCGCGAAGACAGAAAGCACCAGAAAUCUGCAGCUGUCGCCCGUUCAGAACUAAAGACAUCGAAACGCCGCUCAGUCACUGGAAAAGCGUCCUUAGGGCCGCUCGCAGGAAUGGUCGCCGAGCGGAAGAAGCGCUUCGAGUUAUGAGCGACGAUCACUCGCCGCGCGUUCCGUUUCACGUUGAAAUCGCUCACGUCAUGCCUAGUGUUUAAGCGUAGAAAUGAUCGCGCUUCAGUACGUUACACCCACCAUGCUAGCACCUGGCCACUUAGCUUGUUGACAUAUUCGACAAUUAACUAAUUAUUUCAUAACAAUAUUUAAUACUAUGUAAGACUGUAAUGUAUUUAUAUCAUAUUACAUGUAUAAUGUAACGUAACCAUCAUAUUUACAAUGUAACGUUUAUUAUGUAAUACAGAAUAGGUAUGAAAUGGUCAUUCAUUAGUUAUUGAAUUCACAACUGCAUGGAAACCCAUUUUCAUUAUUUAGUAUUAGUAAAAAGGCAUUACACUAUCAUUAUUAAGGAUAUAUCAUGUGUCGUCUUUGACACGUAUUCAGAAGAUAUUUAAAUGAUAUAUGCUUGUGUAUGAUAGUGUAAUAGCCUCCUAACACUGACUUAAUCCCUAAUGAGAUUAGUAGAUUUAAAACAUAAAGAUAUAUAAAGAAGACAAUAUAAAUGACUGAAGAUCAUUAGUAAAGGAGCAAUAAAUUAUUAGUUUUAGAUUGUAUCGAUAUUAUAUAUUUAGAUGUUAUUAGAUAUCCUAAGACCAAAUAUAUUUUCCUCUAUACGCAGUGGCCAGACCCUAACUCCUCCCACCACACAAAUUGUAAAUAACUAUACGCCUUGUUUUUUUUUGUACGUGAUUUUAAUUUAGAUUGUAUAUUUACACUGUAAACACUUUCCUAUUUAAAUUCUUCUCCUUAAACCUUAUUUAAGACUAUUUUCACUAAUUUCCUAAGGUAGCUUUAGAGAAUUCGGUUAGUGAUGUGAUUUAAACUGUAACCUUGUAUAUACUAACGUCUAUAUUGUGUUUUUCAUUUGUUUUCUAGUGCACAGUGUCUAUAAUUGCUAAACUUUAAGGAAUUGUUACCAAAUAUGAUCCAUAUUUAUGACAAUACUUCGUAUUAGGGUGUUGUACGGAUUUGCCACGGUUCAAGGGUGAUUUAUGUUGAGACAAAUCAAAUUUUCAAAAAUGUAUUGCUAAUGUUUGCACUCUACAUGAAUAAUUCUCACCGCGGCAUAACCGAAGACAGAGCAACGUGUUUGUUUAAAUUUCUUUUAUGUAGAUUUGUAAUUUGAAUAGUUUAUGGACAUGGGAGAUAUUGUAAUAGAGUGUUAUGUGGUUUUUGCACGAUUUUUUUUCUCGUGUUCCUUAAUAUCACGUUCCUAGACGCUAACUCUGAUAUAUGGAAAGCUGCACAGACCGACCGAGCAUAUGAAAUGUAAUUUAAUGUAAUAUGAACUUUAUUCUCCACAUUUCGCCUCUCAUCUGAGCCGUUGUGCGGACGAAGUAUAUACGAAUAGCAUGUUCACAUAUAAACAGAGUGGGACGUUAUAUUAUGACGCGUUUAUUUAUAGCAUAUAUUGUUUUAUUAACACAAUAUUUAGUAUGUUGAAGUUUGACAUUUUCAGUUUAUCACUGAGACAUAACCCUCACGUUGUUACCAUGUUCUAUUGGGCAUUCUGAACCUGUCUUCCGUAUCGUUUUGACACUUUGUUAUGUAUAGAUCACUGUAGUUAUUGUAUUUCGGAGCCACGUGUGACCAGGGCCGGUUUAACCGUGUCGGGACCC